GUAUAGCGGAACUGAAGUGUUCUAGCUUCUCGGGGAAGGUAUUGUGAGUGCACUCUUCCUGUCACUUUUGGUUUUCACUUCCUGGAUCGCCAGUGUCAUCAAGCCGAAAAUGGUCCACACAGAAGCCUUUUCUCGCCCUCUAAGCCGGAAUGAAGUUGUUGGCUUGAUCUUCAGACUGACAAUAUUUGGCGCAGUCACCUACUUCACUAUUAAAUGGAUGGUUGAUGCCAUAGAUCCUACCAGAAAACAGAAAAUCGAAGCUCAGAAGCAGGCUGAGAAACUAAUGAGACAGAUCGGUGUAACGAACGUUAAGCUCACUGAAUAUGAAAUGAGCAUUGCAGCCCAUCUUGUCGAUCCACUCAGCAUGCUGGUGACAUGGAGCGACAUUGCCGGCCUUGAUGAUGUGAUAACAGAUCUGAAAGAUACAGUUAUUCUCCCAAUAAGAAAGAAGCAUUUAUUUGAGAACUCAAGACUUCUGCAGCCUCCCAAAGGUGUGCUUCUGUAUGGACCUCCAGGAUGUGGUAAAACUCUCAUCGCCAAAGCAACAGCAAAGGAAGCGGGAUGUCGCUUUAUUAAUCUGCAGCCAUCCACUUUGACCGACAAGUGGUAUGGGGAGUCCCAGAAACUGGCCGCUGCAGUGUUUUCACUGGCCGUGAAGCUUCAGCCAUCUAUUAUCUUCAUUGAUGAAAUUGAUUCUUUCCUUCGGAGUCGUUCAAGUAAUGACCAUGAGGCAACAGCAAUGAUGAAAGCUCAGUUCAUGAGUCUGUGGGAUGGACUGGAUACAGAUUAUAGCUGUCAGGUGAUUGUAAUGGGGGCCACAAAUCGUCCUCAAGAUCUGGACACAGCAAUUAUGAGGAGAAUGCCCACCAGAUUUCAUAUUAAUCAGCCGGCUUUGAGACAGCGAGAGGCAAUUCUUAAUCUCAUACUGAGGCAUGAGAAUGUGGACCUGGAUGUGGAUUUGUCGCACGUUGCGAGAGGUACCGAUGGUUUUUCUGGAAGUGACCUUAAGGAAACGUGUCGGGAUGCUGCUCUGCUGUGUGUCAGGGAGUGUGUCGCCAGUAGCACAGAGGAAAGUCCCAAUGAGGAGAUACGGCCUAUUCAGCAGCAAGAUCUAAUGAAAGCUAUUGAAAAAAUGAAGAAAUCAAAGACUGCAACGAACCACGGAGGUUUAAUGCACGUUAGUUUGGAUUGAACUUCUGAGAUUACCCAAGCUGUUAGCUAGAAAGGGCACAUGUAAUGGAUGAUGCACUAGGAGCAGCACCAUCCUUAUGGACUUCAGCCUCCACUGCUGGACUCCAGCAACUAUUCACUAUAAAAUAAAGAGCCUCGCAGAGAGGAAACCGUGCCUCUCUGGUUAUCAUGCUAGCAGCUAACGUUGACUGAAAUGUGUUGAAUGAGUAUGUCAUGUUUACCUUGUAAGAUUACCAUGUCUAUCUGCAAACUGACUAGUGGCAUUCCAACAAAGGGACAAAAAACCACACUGGGCUGCUGUACACAUUGGCAUGCCGUAGGGACCUCUAUCUAAUGUAUAUUUUAAAACUAAAUUAUAAUUUAAUGUUUGGUGUCUCUAGUCCAUGAUUUGGUCUAUUGUAAAAGAUGUAAGCCCAUCAGUUUUUCUUUAAACUAAACUACACACAGGUGGAUUUAAAUGUAAAAGUGAGGUUGAAUGUGAACCUGUCAUGUCCACCAAAAUGUCAAAGAUAUGUAGGUUAUCGUUACUGGUAACGUGUAGGCACCCUGCCAGUGAGUCUGUGGCCAGGAUAAACUCUGCUAUUAAAUGGUGGGAAGAGGCCUAGCACUAUAAGGAGUUGGGGCUUAAUUAUUAUUUGAGAGAAGUCAAGGCCCUGUGUAAAGCCUAGAGUCCAGCCAUGUACUAAGGAACCAAUCUGAAGAUGAAAAUCUGUACUGUUAGUUUAUAUUGGUGGAAUUGGGGGUUCACUUGUAUACAAUUUUAAACCAAUAUGGAAAAAUUACUGGUUGUUUUUAUUGGUAUGUCACUCUUAUUGUUUGUGCUACCAGUGGUUGGGUUCGGAUCCCUGGACCGGAUUUUUGGAACCUCUUAAAAUGGUUACCAGAUUAUAAUCAAAUGACAGCAUUAGGGGCGGUCUAAUUGGGGUAGACUUGCAAAUAUUUUUUUUUAGAAUAGUAGUUCAAGAAAACACUGUUUUUGGGUACAUACAUAAAGUGAGAAUAUUCAUUUCAUGUUUUGUACAGUACAAAAUAGGGCUACCAAAAUCUCCAGCAUGGAGAUAACUGAGGCCCCAUUCACACUUUGCAUAGUGGGAACUCGUGUUCUCACUCGCCAUUUUGUGUGGGCGAUUUUCACGCAAUUCCGUGUGUCACGCAAAGGCUAUCCCAUUCAGUUCAAUGUUGCCCUAUGCGUGUUUGUUGCCCAAAAGAAGCUCCCGCUUCUUUUUGGGCAACCAAGCUUUAUGCGAUCCUUAAAAUCCAGUUUCAGCGCCAUUCUUUUGUGGCAAAAUCUCACCACAUUUGGCAUGCUAUUUAGAAUGAAUGGCAACCAAUGUACAUUGCGUUUUUUGCACUGAUUGCCACGAUUUGGAAUCGUGGGCAGAAUCGCAGCAAUUCCAAAUCGGAAUCAUUUAAUUGAUGUUUCUGAUGGAUUGCAUUCUCUGUUUAAGUUCCUCUACAGACACAUUUUGCUGGAUCCAUAUCUGACAUGAAAGGGAAGUUGCACUGAAUUUCUGGCUUGAUUGUACAAAUGUGACUUUAGGAGAUACCUGUCUUGUUAAUUGUUUAGUUAUGGUGCCCUAUUUUCAUUAUGCUAUUUCUUUUAUAUUUGUUAUACAGGUGUAAUUGGUCAUAAGGAAUGUGAUCUAAACAUUCUUGGGAACGUUGCUAAAACUUUCCCAAGCUGAAGUGGGUACUUAUGUUAUACUACAAACUGUUCUAACAAAACAGUAGAAAUGUGCAGCUGUGCUUCUUAAAGCCCCAUGCAAACUGGGCAUUAAAAACGCCACUUUUAAGGAGCAUUUGCCUCUUCUUCUUUUUUUUGUGACACUAAAUGCCCUCAAUUGUGUCCAUUCACACAUAGGCAUAUAAAGCCCUCUGCAAGCACAUUCAGGAGCAGCAGCAUUUUGGGGGGCAAAAAAAGCAAUUGACGCGUAAUC
Rana temporaria (common frog) is the source of this 3128-nucleotide messenger RNA. RefSeq names its product ATPase family AAA domain containing 1 (gene ATAD1). The record is from RefSeq and is a predicted model, not a curated record. Lineage: Eukaryota; Metazoa; Chordata; Amphibia; Anura; Ranidae. The transcript has 10 exons. Bases 110 to 1192 code for a protein of 360 amino acids. Gene Ontology annotation, molecular function: ATP binding; ATP hydrolysis activity. Gene Ontology annotation, cellular component: mitochondrial outer membrane.